CUGUAGUCACCGUAUAUGCAACCCGCGAAGAAUAAUCGAUGUUCUCUUCGUUCACUCUCAUUCACUCUUCGAGACCAAACUACCUACGCGUUCUCGCAGGGAUUCAACAUGGCACAGAGGCCGGGUCUCUGUGAUUUUAUUACGUGUAGCAUGGUAACCGACCUCCACUCCGAGCGACCGAGCCCUACAGGUCGUAGUAUUAUAAGUAUAGCUAUGGUCACCGCGCGCGCUAUGGGCGACUAGUACUGUCACUGUCACUGGCGUUGCAACAGUACACGGUAGUACUUGACUACAACGUCCUCCCUUGCCCGCCAUUUUGAGUGCCUAGCUCUGAAUAUAGUAGCAACGCAGCUCUACAAUCCACUGUCAUGUACGUUGCGUGAUUGUUGCCGCUAUAGUAGCCGCUCUAACCUCCUAUGUCUUCAGCUACUAGUGGCCUUUCUGUCGCCGGACAUCACUCGCCACAGCGCGCCAGUGACUACGAGAUGGCUCCAAGCUUCUUGCAACUAGACCUCGAUGUCAUCGCGGCCAUCCUGGAGCAGGUUGAGCAUUCCGAUGCCCUGCAUCUGGCAGAGACGUGUCGUGCAGCACAAAAGGUUGCCACCCCUCGUUUCCUGUCCGAGGUCAACAUAGGGCCGGACUGGCAGAAGGAUGGCCGGAACCGAGUGGAGAACUUCAGCAAAUACAUGCUCCAGCGACCGGCCGAGCGCAUACCUCACCUCAAAACCCUCAUCAUCAGCAGCGAAACGUUCAUCAUCGGGGAAUCCGACCCCGAGACCGGUGAGAUGUACGUGGACUUCAACUUCACGUCAGCGGUGUCUCUGGCCGCGGUCGUCCGACGCGCUUCCCGGCUGCGAAAGCUCUCCAUAGGCUGCUCGGAGUUCCUCUUCGAAGGCGUCCCAGAGCUCGCCGUCGCCGUCGCGAGUAUCUCGAACAUCCAGGAAAUGAUCGUCACUCAGAUGGGUAUCAGAGUCGCGCGUGUGCUUUCGAGGAUGAGGAGCCGGCCGCGGAGCGUCGAGUGCUCCAUUCUCGAGAUGCGCGACGAGCAGGAGGCCCAGCGGUACCUCGCCUUCCGGCCGGGACACGAUCGCUUCCUAGACAGCCUCACGGAGUGCAUGGAAAUGCUCAAGCUCGAGAAUAUCGGAGACGUAAUGGUCGAUCUCGAGUUCGAGACCGUCUGGCCCCGCGUCCACGCGCUCAGUGUUACGGACACCCUCAUCGUCGACCUCAACCUCUACGCCAAGGCAUUCCCUAAUCUGCGCCGCCUAUACAUCAAUGCGGUCUCCGUCAACAAGUCCGUGGACGCCCGCGACGUCUGGACCCACUUGGACUUCCUCGCCCUGCAUUGGCCUCGAUGCCCUGUCUUCCGCCGUAUUCGGUGGCUCCGCUUCAACUUCACCCUUCUCCUCGGGGGCCAUUCGAGGAACGCCAUGCGUUAUGCUGAGUCUGAUCACCUCCUGCGUGUCACGCGUCCGUCUGUCCUCGACGCGCUGGGUACGCCAGCGUUGUUCAAGUGUGUUGCAGGCACAGCGCCUUCGGUCAAAUUCCUCCGUGUUUGUGUGACCGCUACAUCAGUAGGGAGCGCUUCGGGGCAAAUCGAGUCUCUCGAUAGUUGGAUCGAGAAUGUCACCGCGCACCUGAAGCAGAUACAGUCGCUGAGAGGCCUUGCAAUCGUCUCUCAGCGUCGUACCCUCGAGCGGCGCGAUGAGUACGCGCGAGGGAUCCUCGCUGCGCACCCAAGUCUUGAGUAUGUCGGUUUCGCAGCGUGGGACCAGGUCGAGGCUCCACUGUCGUGGGCCGAUCAAGCAGUGCUCUUUACGUGGUAUCAUGCCUCUGCACGCCCCGAGAACGCGCCACCCGUUGUAGAGAUGCUUCGAGUGGGAGCUGGGAACGCUGCCUAUCAGAGCUUGCUUGAUACUCCCCUAUCACAGUGAUGGACACUGGACGGUAGCGCUUCUGGUUAAGGCACCAAAACUCCUUGGGGAGCUUCGGCCUACAUACUGAUGCCAUUCCUUCCCUAGCACGCGAAUGAACAUGUAGAAUAGUGUAUCUCAUAGCGACACAUCUUGACAUCCUGUAGAUUUUGUAUCAUAUGGUGGAAUCACGCAUGCUUUAUCUCAACAGUUGAGAA
Messenger RNA from Rhodofomes roseus, 2131 nucleotides. RefSeq lists its product as uncharacterized. The transcript is spliced from 4 exons. The coding region runs from base 417 to 1934 and encodes 505 amino acids. Lineage: Eukaryota; Fungi; Basidiomycota; Agaricomycetes; Polyporales; Fomitopsidaceae. The record is from RefSeq and is a predicted model, not a curated record.